AUGGAACAAAGCGGACAGGACUCCUGGCGACAAGGAAGAAAAUGGGUUGCCUUCGUGUUGGUUUCGACUUUGAUUUUAGGGAAGGCUUUGGGACAGAUACGGUAUUCUAUAUCAGAAGAGAUCAAAGAGGGAACUGCUGUUGGGAAUAUAGCAAAGGAUCUGGGAAUUGACCCAAAUAUAUUAAAAGCGAGGGGGUUUCGCAUUGUUUCUGGCUCAACUGAACCACUAUUCCAGGUAAACCAAAAUGAUGGGAUUUUAUACGUAAAUCGUAAUAUUGACCGAGAAGAAAUAUGCCAGCGGACUAGUGCAUGUCUGAUAAACCUUAAAAGCGUGCUCGAGAACCCACUGGAGAUCCAUUACGUUGCAGUGGAGGUGUUAGACGUAAAUGACCAUUCGCCCUCUUUCCCAGAGAACAACAAAACGCUAGAGAUUUCAGAGUCCACGUUACCGGGAACAAGAUUUCAGCUGCAUGCUGCCCUCGAUCCCGAUGGUGGUGUGAAUUCCGUCCAACAGUAUAGACUAAGUCAAAAUAAUCAUUUUCGGUUAGAAGUGAAAGAUCGCGGGAAAGAUGGCAAAGUACCUAUUCUACAGUUACAAAGUCCAUUAGAUAGAGAGGCAACUAGAAAUCAUAAACUAUUGCUUACAGCCUUGGAUGGGGGUAAACCCCCGAAAUCAGGGACCAUGCAGAUAUUAAUAGAUGUUUUAGACGUGAAUGACAAUGCACCGGUGUUCAGAAAAGAUGUCUAUUCUGCGGAGAUAAAUGAGAAUUCACCAGUUGGCACGACAGUCAUGCAAGUAAACGCCACAGAUUUAGACGAAGGUUUAAAUGGAGAAGUGAGUUAUUCCUUCGGUAAUGUAAAUACCAAGGUGCGCGAACUGUUUGAUGUCGACCCGAGCACUGGUGCAAUAACUGUCAAAGGACAACUAGACUACGAAGUGGAUGACGGUUAUGAGAUAGAUAUCCAAGCAUCUGACAGCGGUGCAGUUCCUUUUAGAACGGACAAAAGCGUUACGGUAAAUAUUAAAGACGUGAAUGACAACGCACCUGUAAUUGACGUAACGUCACUGUCUAACACAAUCUCAGAGGAUUGUAGGCCAGGAACCACGGUAGCACUUCUCAGUAUUACCGAUCUGGAUUCUGGAGUGAACGGAAAAGUUGUCAGCUCUGUUAAAGGCGAUGUGCCUUUCGCGCUAACGCCCUCAAUACAGGACAACAUGUACGCUGUUGUGACAAAGUCACAGCUUGACAGGGAAAAGAAAUCGAUGUAUGACGUGACGGUAAUCGCGAAAGAUGCAGGUGAACCAGCUUUAACGUCUGAAAGGACAUUUAGAGUUGUUGUAUCCGACGUAAACGACAACAGUCCAGAGUUUUCCAUGAGCCAAUAUCAUUUUUAUGUCAGUGAGAAUAACCCAGCGGGGGGGUCGAUAUUUUCUUUAAUCGCGUCUGAUCGAGACGAAGGAAGUAAUGCUCUUAUAUCCUAUCAUAUUAUCAGAGAUGGCAGCGAAGAUAAUAAAGUGACAUCAUUUCUAAAUAUUAACUCUCAAAACGGAGACAUUAUGGCGCUAAAAAGUUUUGACUUUGAGACGCUGAAGACUUUCCACUUCCACGUGGUCGCGUCAGACUCGGGAACUCCGUCACUCAGCAGCAACGUCACAGUGCACGUGUUCAUUCUGGAUCAGAACGACAACGCUCCAGUCAUCCUGUAUCCAGUCAGCUCGAACGGUUCUGCUGAAGGUGUGGAGGAGAUUCCCCGCAACGUGAACGCAGGACACUUGGUGACUAAAGUCAGAGCCUACGACGCUGAUAUAGGAUAUAACGGCUGGUUACUGUUUUCACUGCAGGAAGUUACCGACCACAGUCUCUUUGGUCUGGACCGCUACACGGGACAGAUCAGGACACUUCGCUCAUUCACAGAGACAGACGAGGCUGAGCAUAGACUGGUCAUACUGGUGAAAGACAAUGGGAACGUUUCACUCUCAGCAACGGCUACUGUGAUGGUCAAACUUGUGGAGCCCAAAGAGGCUUUUGCAGCUUCUGACGUUAAAAGUUCGGCAAAAGCAGAUGAGGAGAAUAAUGUGACUUUUUACCUGAUGAUAACUUUGGGCUCAGUUUCGGCUCUUUUUCUCAUCAGCAUCAUCGUGCUGAUUGCGAUGCAGUGCUCCAAACCCACAGACUGUACUUCUAAAUAUCUGCAAGAGACGAAUUAUGACGGGACUCUGUGUCACAGCAUCCAGUACAGAUCUGGAGACAAACGGUACAUGUUAGUUGGACCCAGGAUGAGUAUAGGAUCUACUAUAGUCCCAGGAAGCCACGCCAAUACACUGGUGCUUCCUGACAGGAGGAGAACAUCUGGGGAGGUGAGUAAAUAUUUAUAUUUGCUGCCUAUGCUAUUUCAAAUAUCACUUUUGUGUUUACCUACCUCAGUUGUAGUGCUGAAAUCGGAUAUAAAUUGA
Molecule: messenger RNA, 2454 nt
Organism: Xiphias gladius (swordfish)
Lineage: Eukaryota; Metazoa; Chordata; Actinopteri; Istiophoriformes; Xiphiidae
Product: protocadherin beta-15-like
Exons: 1
Coding region: 1-2454 (817 amino acids)
Biological process (GO): homophilic cell-cell adhesion
Cellular component (GO): plasma membrane
Molecular function (GO): calcium ion binding
Source: RefSeq, a predicted model, not a curated record